Messenger RNA from Paraphaeosphaeria sporulosa, 1877 nucleotides. RefSeq names its product FAD/NAD(P)-binding domain-containing protein. Gene Ontology annotation, molecular function: FAD binding. Lineage: Eukaryota; Fungi; Ascomycota; Dothideomycetes; Pleosporales; Didymosphaeriaceae. The record is from RefSeq and is a predicted model, not a curated record. Bases 411 to 1697 code for a protein of 428 amino acids. The transcript has a single exon.
CAAGCCACGCGUGUACACCAAGUGUAACAUAGCACUCGCAAACCCUGCUGCACGGUCGUCCUUUGGGCCCGAGGGGCACGGGUCUGCUCCAGGCGCCCACGAUAUUCGACACGCCGUCGAUACACGCGACUAGUGAAUGAUGUCACCGGACGCUGGUGACAUGCCCUCGCAUUUUGUGGCUCCAGGCCCCGAGCUAACAACUGGACAAGCGACAAAGUGCGAAGCUGGGGAGCGGACCUUAUUACACCAGUGCUCGGGCCUUGGAAGGGUGUCUAGGCUGAAGCUCGGCGGUUAGUUUGAACCGAUCGGAGGUUAGAAGAUUCAUACAAGCUGUAGAUAGUUGAUAAAUACACGUCGAUGGUCCUUCAGUCAGACACUACCUACACAAAGACCUUUUGGAGGUGACUGGAAUGUCUGAACGACCAUUGAACAUUCUCAUAUCCGGUGCGGGCGUAGCUGGGGCCUCGCUGGCCCUCGUGCUGGCUCGCCAGCCUGGGUUCAAAAUGCAACUGAUUAUCACACUCAUCGAGCGCUCUCCAGUACCGCGCAUAACAGGCCAGUCUAUCGAUAUCCGUGGGCCUGCUGUUGACAUGAUUAAGAAGCUUGGUUGGGAACAGGAGAUCAAAGCCAGACAUACCACAGAAAAAGGCCUCGCCUUCAAGAACAGCAAGGGCAAGACUAUGGCAAUUCUCCCUGCCUCAGGCGACGCCAAAGCCCAGAGCGCGACGAGCGAGUACGAGAUUCUCCGCGGCGAGCUGACCGAACUGCUACUGGACGGCAUCAAGGAGUCAAAAGAGAAGGGUGCCCAUGUCCAAGUUGUCUACGGCGAGACCAUCAAAUCGAUGGAAGACCGCGCAGACGGCACAGGCGUCGACGUCCAGUUCGCCCGUGGCAAGCUCGAGGACCAGCGCUACGACGUCGUCGUGGCGGCCGACGGCAUCGGCUCGCCCACGCGAGGCUUCAUCUUUGGCAAAGAAGACAACGCCAGCCACAUCCGCCCCUCUGGCCUCUAUAUCGGCUUCUACUCCAUCCCGCGCAUCCCCGGCGACGACCAGCUCUGGCACUGGGCCACCUUCCCGCCGGGCCUCGCCAUCCACCUGCGCCCGCACCGCAACGGGAAGACCAUGGGCGUGUACCUGAGCAUCUGCAACGCGAAGAAGGAGCCCAACCCGGAUCUCGAGGCCAUCUUGCACGCGGAUGUCGCUCAGCAGAAGCAGUAUCUGCGCCAGCGCUUCGAGAGCUCCGUGUGCACGUGGCAGAUGAAGCGCUUCAUGGACGGGCUCGACGCAACAGACGACUUCUACAUGACGCACUGGUGCCAGGUGCGGACGCCGCAGUGGGCCAAGGGCCGGUGUGUGACGCUCGGCGAUGCGGCGUUCGCGACCAUGGGCGUCGGGACGAGUCUGGCGAUGGCCGGCGCGUACUGCAUUGCGGGCGAGCUGUCCAAGAUCGCGUCCUCGGAGCAGGUGCCGCAAGCGUUGCAGAGCUACGAGAGUGUGUACAGGCCGUAUGUAAAGACGCAGAAUUUGGACUUUGCGUUGUUGCCGCAGCUCGCGAAUCCGCAGACUGCGUGGGGCAAUUGGGUGCUUCAUACUGUAGUGGGGCUGUUUGCAGCAUUGAGGUUGCAGGAUUUGGUGACGUGGAUUAUGAACAGGAAUGAGAAGGAGGAGUGGAAGUUGCCGGAGUAUGGGUGGUAGAGAGGAGUUGCGUCGGGCAUGGCUGUUGUUCAAGAGCAAGGUGUGCAAGGAGGUCACAUCAUAUCAAUUUAGUUGUUUGUAACUCACUAGAUAUCCCGCUCAUACUCAGGUCUUUGAUUUUGCUAUCACUACCUAUUCAUCCAUGGCUGGGCUAAGGUAAACAUGUCCGCCUGAUUGCUC